Messenger RNA from Leptomonas pyrrhocoris, 1527 nucleotides. RefSeq lists its product as hypothetical. The record is from RefSeq and is a predicted model, not a curated record. Bases 1 to 1527 code for a protein of 508 amino acids. Gene Ontology annotation, molecular function: phosphoprotein phosphatase activity. NCBI's taxonomy places the organism in Eukaryota, Euglenozoa, Kinetoplastea, Trypanosomatida, Trypanosomatidae. The transcript has a single exon.
AUGAGUUACAGUCACCCGAAGCGGUCGGCCUAUGGGUCACUGCGCCGCUCCCGCUCGUCCAGUACCUUAACAGGCCUCAACCAGGCUCGGCGCAGUCGCAACUGCUUCCAACGCCGCCCUUUGCGUUCCUCCCACUCCACGCAGUGCCUCUUUCCUUCCACCAUCGGCGUCGAUGCCGACGCAGUGGAGGAAAUCCCGCCAACGGGCUACGCCUCUCUGACCACGUCGACCUACGUUCGCUUUGACGAGGUAUACGAUAGCGAUUCCGAGUACUCCGAGUACGACCUGGUGAAUGAGCAAAUGCAGGAUUUCUUACUCGAUUCAGACGAUUCUCUGCAGGGUGUGAACUGCGCGGACGGUGUGCUGGGGAUCGGCCCCUAUUGUGUGAGCGGCUUUGUGCCAACGGAGCCGACGGAGCCAACCGAGGCGCUCCAUUCCCGUCUGCGACGACGCACGGCGACACCGCAGCGGCGGCGCUUGGCGAAAAAGUCCGAGAGCAGCGCCGCACUUUCGGCGGCGCCGCGCGUGACGCCGAGCUCCAGCACAACCUUACUGAGCGAUCUGGACACCAACCUGCGAGAAACCGUGACGAUGGUAGGCCACACACACCUGCGCAAUCGCAAGCAACGCCGCGCCGCAGCCGGAGAUCGACGCUUCCUUGUCCCGGCACUCGCGCCGCUUUCAGGUGACAACGCGUACCAAACGGAAGUCGGUCUGCCGCUGUUCACCGUCGUCUUUGAUCUUGAUGAAACACUGGUGGGUGCGCGAAAUGGCCUGAUUCAGCCACGACCCCAUGUCGGCACUCUUCUCCGCGCACUGCACGCGCUGCCUGUCGAGAUCAUCGUCUGGACCGCCGGCACGGCCCACUACGUCAACCCAAUUCUACACGCACUCGGCCAGGCGUGUGGACGGCGCGAGUGGUUUCAUCACAUUAUUAGCCGUCACAAGCGCUGGUACAGCGGGGCGAACACAUCUGUGAAGGACCUCACGCAGCUGGGCCGUCCCAUGGACCGCGUUCUGAUGAUUGAAAAUAACCCAAUUUCCGUGGUGCAGCAGCCAAACUUGUGCAUUCUCGUGGAGGACUACCUGCGGGCAAAUUCCACCGACGAGUCGCUGCUGGUUCUGCAGGGCGUUCUGGAGCGGCUGGUGGAAGCGCACCGGAAGGCCGCCCCGCCGUCGGCGGUAAAGAGGGGCGUCAGUGCCAGCUCCUUAACCUACGCGACACUCGAGCCUGGUGGCGCUUACCGCACCGACGAGUCUCUGAGUGCGCCGCCUCUGUCAGCGUUGCUGGCGCACGACGCGGCGCUGCAGACCAUUGAGUUCCGCAUGGACGAUGUCUGCAACGAGGACGGUGUCUCGAUGAACCAAAAGGUUGAAUUGCGGGAGCGGGUUAGUGGUGCUGAGACUCUGCUCUGCCGUGCGCUGCGUUACUCGCCUUCGCUUCCAUCGGCGCUGCCGCUACCGCAGGCGCAAACGUCCGUCUCUGUUCGAAGCUACGGGUGCGUGAGACCGAUGAUUCCGCUGUGA